AUGAACGCGCCCCAGGCUGGCCUGCUGGAGGAUGAGAAAUGGGUAGACCGGCGUCGUGUGGCCCGGGUUGUCCUAGCCGUGGCCAAACACAGAUCAGCCCGGCCGGGAGGAGCAGGACGCGCGGGGCCCGCUCCUCCCGCACGGACCCAUGAACAGCCGGGCGGCGCGGCGGCUCCGCAGGCUGACGGAGCCAGUGCAGCUGGAAGGAAAAGCACGGCGAGCAGGGAGCGCUUGAAGCGCAGCCAGAAGAGCACCAAGGUGGAGGGGCCCGAGCCCGCGCCGGCCGAGGCCUCCCUGAGCGCCGAGCAGGGAACGAUGACGGAGGUGAAGGUGAAGACAGAGCUGCCUGACGACUACAUCCAGGAGGUGAUCUGGCAGGGGGAGGCCAAGGAGGAGAAGAAGGUGGUCAGCAAGGACGGGCCAGGCGACGUGCCCGCCGAGAUCUGCGUGGUGAUCGGUGGCGUUCGUAACCAGCAGACCCUCGAUGGAAAAGCGCCCGAAGGCAGCCCCCACGGUGGAUCUGUGCGAAGCCGCUAUUCAGGGACCUGGAUUUUUGACCAAGCGUUGAGAUAUGCAUCUGGAUCCUAUGAGUGUGGAAUCUGUGGCAAGAAGUACAAAUAUUAUAACUGUUUCCAGACCCACGUACGGGCACACCGAGACACUGAAGCCACCUCAGGGGAGGGAGCCUCCCAAGGCAACAAUUUCAGGUACACAUGUGACAUCUGUGGGAAGAAAUACAAGUACUACAGCUGCUUCCAAGAGCACCGGGACCUGCACGCGGUGGAUGUAUUUAGUGUGGAAGGGGCCCCUGAGAAUCGGGCAGACCCCUUUGACCAAGGUGUCGUGGCCACUGACGAAGUGAAGGAGGAACCCCCGGAACCGUUCCAGAAAAUCGGGCCAAUGAACAAUAUUACAUCAGAAAUUUUUAAGAAGAAAGAAGUUAGGCAGUGCCCAAAGAGAGAAACUGGCAAUUACACCUGUGAAUUCUGCGGAAAGCAGUACAAGUACUACACGCCCUACCAGGAGCACGUGGCCUUACACGCCCCCAUCAGUACCGCCCCUGGGUGGGAGCCACCGGACGAUCCAGACACGGGCUCUGAGUGUUCACAUCCGGAGGUCUCCCCAUCUCCACGCUUCGUGGCAGCGAAGACCCAGACGAACCAGUCGGGGAAAAAAGCUCCGGCCUCCGUGGUCCGAUGCGCCACCCUCUUACACCGCACCCCUCCAGCCACCCAAACCCAGACGUUCCGCACUCCAAAUUCGGGAUCUCCGGCAAGCAAGGCAACUGCAGCAGAAAGCGCUUUCAGUCGGAGAGUAGAAGGCAAAGCACAAAACCACUUCGAAGAGACAAAUAGCAGUUCCCAAAACUCCAGCGAAACUGCAAGUCCCCUGAUUUCCAAUCCUUUCCCUCUCCUACAGAAGCCCUACACCUGUGGCGCCUGUGGGAUCCAGUUCCAGUUCUACAACAACCUGCUGGAGCACAUGCAGUCCCACGCAGCGGACAACGAGAACAACAUUGCCUCCAACCAGUCUCGAUCGCCACCUGCUGUUGUGGAAGAGAAGUGGAAACCGCAGGCCCAGAGGAACAGCGCCAACAACACCAUGACCGGCGGUUUAACACCCAACAGCAUGAUCCCCGAGAAGGAGCGGCAGAAUAUCGCAGAGCGGCUGCUGAGGGUCAUGUGCGCCGACCUGGGCGCACUGAGCGUGGUGAGUGGGAAGGAGUUCUUGAAACUGGCCCAGACGCUGGUGGACAGCGGUGCCCGCUACGGGGCCUUCUCGGUCACGGAGAUCCUGGGCAACUUCAACACACUGGCGCUGAAGCACCUGCCCCGCAUGUACAACCAGGUGAAGGUGAAGGUGACGUGUGCCUUGGGCAGCAACGCCUGCCUGGGCAUCGGUGUCACCUGCCACUCGCAGAGCGUCGGCCCCGACUCCUGUUACAUCCUCACAGCCUACCAGGCCGAGGGCAACCACAUCAAGAGCUACGUGCUGGGCGUGAAGGGCGCGGACAUUCGCGACAGCGGCGACCUGGUGCACCACUGGGUGCAGAACGUGCUGUCGGAGUUCGUGAUGUCCGAGAUCAGGACAGUGUACGUGACCGACUGCCGGGUGAGCGCGUCCGCUUUCUCCAAGGCCGGCAUGUGCCUUCGCUGCUCAGCCUGUGCCUUGAACUCGGUGGUGCAGAGCGUGCUGAGCAAGCGGACGCUGCAGGCCCGCAGCAUGCACGAAGUCAUCGAGCUGCUCAACGUGUGCGAGGACCUGGCGGGCUCCACGGGCCUGGCCAAGGAGACCUUCGGGUCCCUCGAGGAGACCUCGCCGCCGCCCUGCUGGAACUCGGUCACGGACUCGCUGCUGCUGGUACACGAGCGCUACGAGCAGAUCUGCGAGUUCUACAGCCGCGCCAAGAAGAUGAACCUCAUCCAGAGCCUCAACAAGCACCUGCUCAGCAACCUGGCGGCCAUCCUGACGCCGGUGAAGCAGGCGGUCAUCGAGCUGAGCAACGAGAGCCAGCCCACCCUGCAGCUCGUGCUGCCCACCUACGUCAGGCUGGAGAAGCUGUUCACGGCCAAGGCCAAUGACGCGGGCACCGUCAGCAAGCUGUGUCACCUCUUCCUGGAGGCCCUCAAGGAGAACUUCAAAGUGCACCCGGCGCACAAGGUGGCCAUGAUCCUGGACCCGCAGCAGAAGCUGCGGCCCGUCCCGCCCUACCAGCACGAGGAGAUCAUCGGCAAGGUGUGCGAGCUCAUCAACGAGGUGAAGGAGUCCUGGGCCGAGGAGGCCGACUUCGAGCCCUCCGCCAAGAAGCCCCGCUCCGCCGCGGGCGAGAACCCUGCAGCUCAGGAAGACGAUCGGCUUGGGAAAAAUGAAGUGUACGAUUACCUGCAGGAGCCCCUCUUCCAGGCCACCCCUGAUCUCUUCCAGUACUGGUCGUGCGUUACCCAAAAGCACACGAAACUCGCCAAGCUGGCCUUCUGGCUGCUCGCGGUCCCGGCCGUGGGGGCCAGGAGCGGGUGUGUAAAUAUGUGUGAGCAAGCGCUUCUAAUCAAAAGGAGGCGACUGCUCAGUCCGGAAGAUAUGAACAAACUCAUGUUUCUGAAAUCCAACAUGCUUUAAGACUUGACUUCGGAACAAAAAGAAAUAAGAAAGAAAAGAAAAGAAAAAGAGAAGAGAAACAUUAGGAAAACACACACACACACACACACACACACACACACACACACACAACACUGUCGCAAACAAAGAAAAGGAAUUUAAGUUCUAAACACUGUGGACCUCAUUAUAAAUGCCCCCUGGAAACUUAAGUGCUUUUUCAGUGUGUGUGUGCAUGUGUGUGCACACCCGCACACAUGUGGACGUGUCCCAGCACGUGCACCCUGGGUGUGGGGCGUGGGGGCCCCGUGCUCGUCUGCGCAGCCACGGCAGCUCUGUGCACGCAUGCACACACACACAGCCCUGGUGCAUGUGCACGUGCCUGCUCGCGGGCGCGUGUGCAUUAAACUGGGUGUGUCAGGAAAGCUGAGUGGGAAAGAGGGAAGACGCUUCACCUCCUUUUCUCAGUGAGGGGGCUUUAAAGACUCCGUUUUCAGGUGUGCAGAUUGGUAGAAAGCUGAUGUCGUAAAACGUUCAGGCAGCUGAGAUCUGAAGUGACUUGACGCUCUCUGUCCUUGACCCCGUGGUCCCCACCCAUCCCUCCCGACCCUCCCCCCUCCCCCCUCCCCCCUCCAUGCCCUCCUGACCCUCAUGCACCCACCCCUCCCCGGCUGCUCUGCCAUGGAUUCUCCAGACUGCAUCAGAUGGACAGUUUCUGCACUGGACUUUGUUCUCGUUCACCUUCAGGGCAUUGAGCUGUUGCCUUCGAGAUACCCUUGGGUGUCACAGGGCAGCCGCCUUAGAAACACAUCUAUCUAUCUCCCCAAAUCAGGAAAGGAGACUUUAAGAAUAUAAAGCUGACUUUUUGCUUUUUAAUAUAAGAUAGAAAAAAAACAUUUUUUAAAGAAGUAUAGAUACCGUCUCCACUCCUUAAUAAUUGUUUUUCCUAACAUUUUAGCAGUUUUUACCUUUUUUUUUUUUUUUUUUUUCAAAUUUGAUUUUAGACUCUGCUAGGAGGCACUGAAUGUCUGUAACUUAUGUUUUGGAGGUUUUUUUUUUUUUUUUUCCCCAGUUGCCCUUUUUGUUCCUCAAAUCACACUGUAAACUAGCUCAUCUCAGUGGUAUACUCAGUAUCCUAAGGUUUUUAUUAGCCCUCCCUGUACAGUCCCAUUUUCAUGUAUUUGAACAGCCAAGACCAUGAACGUACUUGGCUUGGCUGUUUGGGAACCAGGAGUGGGGUUGGAGUCACGGAUUUCACAGAGGUGGGGUUCGGUGGAAGCCAUAGGGAAGCAUGUGGCUUGGGAGUGUUCCUGAAUGUAAUCGGAAGGCCCGCCCUCCUGGUUCGCUGUGUCUGGUACUGCGAAUGUCUGAUUUAUAUACCCAGAGUGCAUUACACUACUUGCCCCAUCACUGACACUUCCGGCCCCGCAGGGACUCCUGAGUCCACCCAUGUUCACGUCUGUCUCGCCUCGGACCCACGGCCCCUCCCCCCUCCCCAGGACCCCAGGGAUUCCGGUGGUUCCAUUGCCCGCAGCCUGGGGUUCCCCACGUGGGCCUCAGCCCUCCUUCCAGGACAGUAGUUCAGCACGGUGCCUUGUGGGCCUAACAGUUGAUGUCUUGAAGGUAGAAUGGCAUUAUCAGACCACACUCCCCUUGAGGCUGUGAAAGAUGGCUUUUCUCUCCAUGAGGAAUUUACGUUUUACACACUCAGUCCAUAUGGCAAGAGGGUGGCCCCUUUGCCCUUACAAGAGGUGGUCUGUCACGGUCAGUACUCCACCCCCCACCCCACCUCUCCACGAGUAACGUGCCGGUGGCCGCCUGUCCCCCCGGUGCCCACGCCUGUAGGAUACAGAUGGUUACGCCAAGGGCUUCGGGCGAAGAACGACCACCAUCACGGAGGACUCUUUGCAAAGGCACGUUUUACCAUUUUGAGGGUUGACUCCACUCCGUCCCUUCCUGUUAAUAAAGCAUUACUUAGCCGUGAGAUACCUCGAUUCCAAAAAGCACUGUACAACAUCCCCAUCCCCGGGUCCGUAGCAGAUGGGGAAGUCGAGUUGGUUCAGAGACUCAAGAAGGCUUAGGAUUAUAGGCCAGAACAGUGUCCCUGGGGGCCGAGCCCACUCACGUCCCCUCAUGAGAACUAACCCAGCUUUCCCCUCCCAAGUGUUGGAUGUACUAAAACGCAUCAAAGUGGGCCGUUCGAAGCUUCGCUCCAGCAAGCCGUGGUCUCGGGAACCAAUGUGCCAUUUCCUCUCCUGGAGAAGCUCUGGGUAUUUCCCCCCCAUUUCCAAUCGGGUCACAUCACCAGAAGAGCCUCCAUCUGCACUGGACGGUCACCGGAUGGCGCUUUCUAGAGCGCGUGGGAGCAUCAGCAGACCUUACGAUCGGAGCUUUGAGGACAUUCCAGAAGGCGGCUGCAGGGUUGCUGAAGAGUGACAGAUGCAUCCUGCAGCAGAAGGCCCCUCCGGUUUUGCUUUGCUGCUGGGGGAGGGUCCGCGACCUGGCCCUUUGAACCGCACGAGGAGGAUCAGAGUUGCCCACUUGGUGUGGUUGGUGGGAGCAGGGCCUCGGAGCCCGUCCUCCCUCUACUGAAGGCAGAGUGGUUACACCGUUGCCCCGUGUUUGGGCCAGUUAGUUAGAAAACAGACAUUUUACUCUCUUGCAAAGCCAUCAGAGACCAAGCCCAGAUAAUGCGUUGAGAGCACUCCACAUUCUCUUUGGAACAUGGGGAUAUCUGCCCUCCAGAGUGAAAAUUCGAGGAAGUCUAGUUAACUAAACUUUAGGUAUGAAGUCCUAUGUGCCCCCCCCCCCCCCCGCCCCGUUCUGUUCUUUUUUCCAACCCUCGGGCUUGGCUUGCUCUGCAGGUUUAAGGUGGAUGCCACUGGACACUCUCAACGCUGUCUCCAGGGGCUGCCUCCUCCAGGAUGGUGACCAGGUGGCAGGUGGUCCUUUCUCUCUUGCAGCCACUGGUUCCUCAGAAACUGGGGUCGCGAACAGGAAAGGCUGUAUCAAGGUGCCCCUUCAGUCGGCUUUCUCACGCAGGCCAUUCCCGUAGUGCACGUCUUGCUGCAGUGAACAGCUUAGUAAAAUCCAAAGAUCUCACAGGCUCAGCCACUGGCCCCUCGUUUCCAGCAAUAUCCACCUUACCCACAUUCUAGUUUAGCCAAAGGACUGAGGUAGACUCUUCCAGUUCGUCUCCCGGCACCUCCCCUGGCAUCGACCUUCAGAAAGAUUCUGUCUUCUGCACCCCCGUUCUGUGACCACUUUGGGACUUUCCACCACAGGCCCUUGGUUGCUGGCAGAGCAGGAAAUAGGGCCAUUUCUGUCAUGUUCUCGACCACUCAAGGUGGUCGUGUGCUGACUCGGACACGGCCUGCCUCAAGCCAUGCGAUUCCCAGGACAGAAAUGGUCUGGCGCUGACAUCCAUGGAGCCCGGGGGGAGGUGGAGAGAACGCGCCUCCCCUCUGCAGGGUGUUUUCCCCUCCCGUGAGGCCACUGGGCUUCACCACCAAAGCCAGGGCCAAGGACUGCAGCCUCACGGGUGGUCGAUGGAGUAGCCUGGGCGUGGCUGCUCUUGUCCCAACGCCGUUCUCCCUCCCUGUGCCCGGGUCCACCAGCCAGGCCCCCCUCAGAUGGGGGCUGAAAGCCGGGAAGCGAAACGGAGGGGCCGCGCGAGCAGAGCUCCUGCCUGCGCUUCACCUUGGGGGUUCGUGGUGCAGAAAGCUGCGGGCCGUACCUGCCAGCGAGGUUCCUUUGCCACCGUCCCCACCUGAUGGCCUCUGGCUUGGCUGCCGGGGACCGGCCCUUGGCUGGGAGAAGGGUACAAAGGUUUCCUGGUGAGAGAACCAUCCGAGGAAGGACUUUCUUUUUACAUCUGGUCCAUUGGCUGGCAAGUGAUCUCUCCCUGAGUUUGCUCUUUAUCUCCUGCACUUUCAAGAAACACCAGGGAAAAACUCUGCAAGGCGUGUUUUCCACUGUGAAGCCUCAUCUCGCCUUCAGCAGGCCCCUGUGCUUAUGCGAGGGGCAACCUGGGGAGACGUCAGGGAUGCAGCACGCACUCUCGGGGGCCACGCGUUCACGAGAAAGGCUUGAAGGAAAGCUGGGUUGCGGACGGAGCUGGGCUCCUGUGAGCGACCGCCCAGGACAGGGGCAGUACCUGGGAGCCGUCGUCAGGAUGGCUGUGCUCGCAGAGACCGGAAGAGGAGGUAACACGGGGCGUCGGGAGCGGUCUCCCGCCCCGCUGAGCUGGGGUGAGUUCACAGCACGGCGUGUGUCCCCGGGGCGUACCUGACGGGGAGCUCCCGGAAAGGCUGCUGGUUUAGGUAGAACAGAGAGGCUGAGUCAGGCUCCGGCUGUCCCCUGGAGACCUUCGGUGGGGUCUCCCGCCUCAGCCCUGCCGGCCCCAGCCCAGGCCCCCGGAUCCAGCUGGGCCGCGGGAAGGACUGGGAAGGGGCCUGCCCCUCUCUUCACUGUGGCUAACGUUUGCUAGGCCAGUUAUGGUGAACCAAUGAUACAGUGUCUUGUCCUCUUAUGUUUCCCUCCCAGUUUCCCCUCUUCAGGGUCUUCUGGAGGAUUUGGUGGUGGUGGUAUUGUUUUUCUUCCUCUCUCAUUCGGGUUUGAGGACGGUGGUCAGUAGAGGCCUGCCUUUCCCUGAAGGGGCCUGUGGGUUCUGUGUGAAGACGCACCUGCUCCCGCUUUGAUGAGGGGGAAGGUCCUUAGGUCGCCGUUGGCUUCUGUUCAUGCCCCCACGGCCGCCACCGGCCACCACCACGGGUGUCGCUUUAAAGAUCCAGCUCCUGUUCCAGAGAAGGAUUCGCUAGGUCUGCAGUUGGGCGUCAGCAUCAGGACCCACGAGGGUCCUACCCACCCGUGCGUCCCCACCGGGCACCUUGACUCUUCGAACCAAAGUUCCUUAAAGGGGCACAGCCCAGCCUUGUCCGCAACCUCAGGGGCCUGGGAUCCCUGUGGCGCUUCCUGAAGUCCAGGUCGGCAGAGACCGUGGGGUCUGCGGCCAGCCGGAAGGAGGCCUCCUCCCACAACCCAGGUGCCAGCCGGUCCCCGCCUGGGGCCCUUCCUCCCGCCCAGCCGGGGGGUGGGGGUGGGGGGUCGGGUUCCCAGGCGGCGAGCCAGCUCGCGGACUGGCGUGGGGCUGGGACUCGCCAGCCAGGAGAGAGAGGACCCGCCGGGCAGCGCGUCCGGGGCCAUUCAGAUCCCAAGCAUCAGGAAAUCAUUUUGUACAACCACCCGAAGCAGAGAUAUUUUUUAAGAAGCGUAAAUUAUUUUCAGUUGUUUUCUGAUCCUGCCUUUUUCUUUUCCCUGCAACUUCGCAUCGGUGAUUCUUUCACAUCAGGUAAAUCUCGAGAAAGCCUUGGUGCCCCUCCCUCCCUGCGCCCCGCUCAGUAACCACGUGCGUGCACCCCAUCCUUUCUCAGUAGUUAAGACGUUCUAGGCAAUACCAUAGGCACAUCUGACUGUGUCUCUCUCUUCGAGUACAAGAAACUCAAGUCAUCUUAAAAAAAUACAAAAAAAAAAAUUUACAAAAAAACAAACACAAAAAAAAUAUCUUUUUUAGGCCAGAGUUUUCUACAGGUAUUAAUGAAUAUUUUUCUUAAUCCUUAUAAGUUUUAUGUGUUUAAUAUUUCUUAAUACCGGUAGCAUUAAUUUAUACUUUUGUAGCAACACAAUAUUUUUAUAAACAGCCAGUGCUUGGCUCCAGUCUCCACGAGGGGUUUAUGCAGGGCCAUCUUGGGACCCUGCGUACCAUGUACUGUAUUUAAAAAAAAGUUACCUAGUGUCACCCUUGCUGUGUUAAUUAACAAAAGACGUUGUUCGCGGUCUCCUGUGUCGUUGGUGUGGAUCCAACAGCUCUCCAAGGAGUCACGUUGCAUGGGGGUUGAGUUGACGGUUCUUGUGAUACGUAAACCCCCGAGACCAAACUUGAGGGUUUAUUUAGGGUUUUUUUGUUCGUCCUUUGGGAUUUUCGUUUCACUUUGUUUUGGUACCGUAUCUCCAUUUACAGCCAAAUCCGUUUCGUGAUGUUUAAAACUUUUUCUGAUGUGAAAUGGAGGAAAGGAACAGGAAAAAAAAAAAAAAAAGAUUUUUACAAAGUAAUAAAAUUUAAAACUGAGCUGUUUCAAUGUUGCUGUUUUUACCUGUCUGUUCUUGUCCAAAAGUGGGACAUUCCCAGGAAGAAGAGGAAGGUUCCACUUGGUUCCUUAAAUCGCCAAAAGCCCCCGCCCAGAAUUCACACCCUACCCCCGAAUUCUUGCAACAUUAUUUCCCAGUUGGUUGAUGCCAAGGCAAAAAGACAUCCUUUUAAUGGUUAGAGAGGAUCAGUUACUUAAAUGAUUUCAUGUCAGUGUUGUAUUUAUGGUUUUACAAUAAAACAACCUUUAGGAAGA
This is a messenger RNA of Lynx canadensis (Canada lynx), 9494 nucleotides long. It is a transcript of the gene ZNF618, whose product is annotated as zinc finger protein 618. The record is from RefSeq and is a predicted model, not a curated record. Lineage: Eukaryota; Metazoa; Chordata; Mammalia; Carnivora; Felidae. The transcript is spliced from 18 exons. The coding region runs from base 1 to 3117 and encodes 1038 amino acids.